CGUCGGAACCUCAGAGUGUGACAUCUGCCGGAUGUAAACAAUGAAAGCGUUAGCAUCUAGCGUUAGCUCGAAGACCUGAGAACUAAAAACAGGAAAAUGUUUCCGUGUUUGUAUCUCUGAUGGAAUAUUUCAGCUGUUGAAGUAGAAAUGUCCUCUCCUGAGUGUGCGACAGAGUUUAAGAAGGAGAGGAUAACGGAAACCGCAGAGGGAGAGCUGGAUGAGCGCAGACUGCUGGACAUCACCUGGAAACCCGACAUAAAGCCGCACAGCACAGACGUCUCACAGCAGCAUGUCUGUAAGGAGGAGGAGGAGGUUCUCCCUGAGCAGCAGCUCUGUGACCAGGAGAGGAGCUCCAGUGUGGACCAGGAGGAACCAGAAGCUCCACAGAUUAAAGAGGAACAGGAGGAACUGUGCAGCAGUCAGCAGGGAGAGCAGCUGGGAUUGGAGGAGGAGACAGAUACCUUCACACUGGUUUUGGAAAAAAAUACCAUGCAGUGUGAGGGAGACAUCAGACAUCAGUGCAGACCGUUGGAUGUCAUCUGGAAACCUGAAAUCAAGUUACACAGAAUAGACGUCCCACAGCAGUACGUCUGUAAAGAGGAGGAGGAGGAGGUUCUCCCUGAGCAGCAGCUCUGUGACCAGGAGAGGAGCUCCAGUGUGGAGCAGGAGGAACCAGAACCUCCACAGAUUAAAGAGGAGCAGGAGGAACUGUGCAGCAGUCAGCAGGGAGAGCAGCUGGGACUGAAGGAGGAGACGGACACCUUCAUGGUGACUCUUACUUACGGUGAAAGCGACCACAGUGAAUCAGAACCAAUCAGUGAGCAGCUCCUCUCUCAUAGCUCUCAAGAAACUGAGAGCCGAGAUCGGGAAGGGAGCGGGAAUGUUGAGUCAGGAAAGAGUAUCAAGCUAAGAGGGAAGAAACAGUUCAGAAACAGAGGUCACAGUGAUGUGGAUAACUGCAACACUGUUGCAGGUAAAAAGCCAGUAAAAUGCGCUUUCUGCGGAAAGGUUUUCAAACACAAGUCGCAGAUGGAGCGACAUCACAGGAUCCACACGGGCGAGAGGCCGUACUCCUGCACAACGUGUGGGAAAGGGUUCAGCCAAAGCAGCAAUCUGACCGUCCACAUGAGAACGCACACCGGCGAGAAGCCGUACUCCUGCGAAACCUGCGGGAAACAUUUCACCUGCAGCUACAGUUUGUUGGUCCACAUGAGAAUCCACACAGGUGAGAAGCCGUAUUCCUGCGAGGCGUGCGGGAAGCAUUUCAACAGUAGCUUCAACCUCAAAGUCCACACGAACACCCACGCGGGCGAGAGGCCGUAUUCCUGCAAACUGUGCGAGAAAACCUUCAGUCAGCCGAGUAACCUGAACGUCCACAUGAGAACUCACACAGGUGAGAAGCCGUGCCUUUGCAACACCUGUGGGAAAAGAUUCACAGACUUAUCGGCGCUGAAAAACCACAUGACCGUCCACACAGGGGAGAAACUUUAUAGCUGCCAAACCUGUGGGAAAAGUCUCAGCUCUAGGAAAGGCCUGAUGGUCCACAUAAGAACCCACACAGGUGAGAGGCCGUACGUCUGCAACACCUGCGGGAAAAGGUUUACCGAACUGACGGCGCUGAAGAAGCACGUGAUGAUCCACACGGGCGAGAAGCCGUACAUCUGUAACACCUGUGGAAAAGGUUUCAUCCAGAACAUCCAUUUGCUGUAUCACAUGCGGACACACACAGGUGAGAAGCCUUACUCCUGCAGCACCUGCGAGAAACGAUUUAAAGACCCAUCCAAGCUGAAAAUUCACACAAGGACUCACAGAGGUCGGAAACAAAGCCCGGAAGCACCUGUGGGGGAGAAUUACCCGGCAGACCAGGCCCGAUAAACGUCUGGAUUUAAACAUCUGUUUGUGAUGUGUGAGCUCGCCGUCACACAGAGAGCAUCGGAAACUGUACAGCAGGCGUGUGUGAGAUAUCCCACAGUAAGGCUGCUGUGAGCCUCUGUUAUUCUGUUACCUGUGUUUAUUCCACUGUUUAGGUUAUUUUGCUGUGUACUGUAGCUUUGCCUGUUAGGAGUCACCACAUUUCAGUCUCCGUCACCUGCAUGUUCUUGGCUCCUCCCACCUGACAGGCCCACCUUUAACAUUGUUGGGGUCGUUACUCCAAAAAUCCAGUAUGCUGUCUGCACGUCCUCGCUUAUUUAAAAGUCCCUGAAGAAAGUCGCACUUUACAUCAUUGCUGCAUUACUUCGAGACACCUGUGGUGCAAGCAGCGCUGUAUCUGUAUGUGAUACCACACCUCCAGUUUCUCCACAGAGACACAUUUCAGCUCCUGUCUCCGUCCAUCAGCGCGCUCGGAGCAAACGGCCCACCUGCUGCUGACGUGACACCGCUGCUGCUCACUAAUCUUCACUCUUCUUUCCCAGAACUUCUUCUGUGGUCACCUUUAUUCCUUGGUGCUUCCUGCGGCUCUGCUCCAUGUCAUCAAUAUGCUUUAUAAGUUUAUUAGAUCUCACCACAGCGUGCGGCCUGCAGUGAACGCUCAGCGCUUAGAAGCCUUGGCAUUCAUGCAGAACGUCUUCAUGUUUCCUGGGAACGUUUAAAAUUUGAAGGUUUUUAUAAGAGACUUGUUUCAGUGUUUGAGAUCAGUGCAUGACUUUAGCUGCGAGGAGUAAAUGUCUGAAUGUUUAAUUCAAAUAUACAAUUUAAACAUUUUAUUAAACUAUUAAACUGUU
Molecule: messenger RNA, 2723 nt
Organism: Maylandia zebra (zebra mbuna)
Lineage: Eukaryota; Metazoa; Chordata; Actinopteri; Cichliformes; Cichlidae
Biological process (GO): regulation of transcription by RNA polymerase II
Molecular function (GO): RNA polymerase II cis-regulatory region sequence-specific DNA binding; DNA-binding transcription factor activity, RNA polymerase II-specific
Source: RefSeq, a predicted model, not a curated record